Loxodonta africana (African savanna elephant) is the source of this 6125-nucleotide messenger RNA. It is a transcript of the gene GRK1, whose product is annotated as G protein-coupled receptor kinase 1. Gene Ontology annotation, biological process: signal transduction; visual perception; protein phosphorylation. The transcript has 7 exons. Gene Ontology annotation, cellular component: cytoplasm. Gene Ontology annotation, molecular function: ATP binding; rhodopsin kinase activity. Lineage: Eukaryota; Metazoa; Chordata; Mammalia; Proboscidea; Elephantidae. The record is from RefSeq and is a predicted model, not a curated record. The coding region runs from base 219 to 1913 and encodes 564 amino acids.
GGAUUUAACUUGAUGUAUCUUCAGCCCCUGAGGUUCCUGGGACUUUCCCAGUCCCAGUCCAUUGCACUGUCCAGGACAUCUUCCGUGUCCCUGUGAAGGCAGGACAGGUGGCACCGGCCAAGGGCAACAGGUCAACCCUCAUCUAGACGAAGCCUCUGUGGACCCAGCGUUGACCUAUGGCUUUUCAUGCCUGAAGCAGACCAGGGACCAGCACCAGAAUGGAUUUUGGGGCCUUGGAGACGGUGGUGGCCAAUUCUGCCUUCAUCGCUGCCCGGGCCAGUUUUGAUGCGAGCAGCACCCAGUGUUCCCGGGACAAGAAGUACCUUGCAAAGCUCAAGCUGCCCCCCCUCUCCAAAUGCGAGUCCCUUCGCGAGAGUCUCAACCUCGAGUUUGAAAGUGUAUGUUCAGAACAGCCCAUCGGCAAGCGCCUCUUCCAGCAGUUCCUGAAAACAGACGAGAGGUAUGUGCCGGCCCUUGAGCUCUGGAAGGACAUUGAGGACUAUGACACAGCAGAUACCAAUUUCCGGUUGCAGAAGGCCCAGGCCAUCGUGGCUGAGUACUUGGACCCCCAAGCCAAGCUCUUCUGCGGCUUUCUGGACGAGGGGGUGAUGGCGAAGGUGAAGGAGGUGCAUGCCGCUGUUGAGGACGGACUCUUCCAACCCAUCCUGCAGGCCACCAUGGCACACCUGAGCCAGGCCCCCUUCCAGGAGUACCUGACGAGCCUCUACUUCCUGAGAUUCCUCCAGUGGAAGUGGCUGGAGGCCCAGCCCGUGGGGGAAGACUGGUUUCUGGACUUCAGGAUCCUGGGGAAAGGGGGCUUUGGGGAGGUGUCAGCCUGCCAGAUGAAGGCAACUGGCAAGAUGUAUGCCUGUAAAAAACUGAACAAGAAGAGGCUGAAGAAAAGGAAGGGGUACCAAGGUGCUAUGGUAGAGAAGAAGAUUCUAGCAAAAGUACAUAGCAGGUUUAUAGUCUCUCUGGCCUACGCGUUUGAAACCAAAGCCGACCUCUGUCUGGUGAUGACCAUCAUGAAUGGAGGUGACAUAAGGUAUCACAUCUAUAAUGUCAGUGAGGACAACCCUGGCUUUGAGGAGCCACGCGCCGUCUUCUACACAGCCCAGAUCAUCAGUGGGCUGGAGCACCUGCACCAAAGGAGGAUCGUCUACCGGGACCUCAAGCCCGAGAAUGUCCUCUUGGACAACGAUGGCAAUAUCCGAAUCUCUGACCUUGGGCUGGCAGUGGAACUGAAGGACGGGCAGACCAAGACCAAAGGCUAUGCAGGGACUCCAGGUUUCAUGGCUCCCGAGCUAUUGCGGAGUGAGGAGUAUGAUUUUUCUGUGGAUUACUUUGCCUUGGGGGUCACAUUGUAUGAGAUGAUUGCAGCCAGAGGACCCUUUCGAGCCAGAGGAGAAAAGGUGGAGAACAAGGAGCUCAAGCAGAGGAUCCUUUCAGAGGCUGUGAAGUACCCGGAGAAGUUCAGCAAGACCAGCAAGGACUUCUGUGAGGCGCUGCUCGAGAAGGACCCAGAGAAACGUCUCGGGUUCAGAAAUGGGACUUGUGAUGAGCUGCGGGCCAACGCCCUCUUUAAAGACAUUAACUGGAGACAGCUUGAGGCUGGAAUGCUGAUACCUCCUUUCAUCCCAGACUCCAGAACUGUCUAUGCAAAGAAUAUUCAGGACGUAGGUGCCUUUUCCACAGUCAAAGGCGUGGUCUUUGACAAAACAGAUACAGAAUUCUUUCAGGAAUUUGCAACUGGCAACUGCCCCAUCCCCUGGCAGGAGGAGAUGAUUGAGACAGGCAUUUUUGGGGAGCUGAAUGUGUGGCGUUCUGAUGGGCAGAUGCCGGACGACAUGAAGGGAAUCAGUGUCCAGGAGCCAGCACCCUCGUCCAAGUCAGGAAUGUGUCUGGUUUCCUAAGAAAGCUCCCUGAAGCUAGAGGCAUUCACUGAGGGAAGCCAAGGAGAAAAGAGGCUAGCAACCAGUCUGUGUAGAGGAAAAGGAAAAUUCUGGAAACUUCAGUGUGGCUAUGAGUUAAUCUAUCGAAAGACAAAAUGCCUUCGCGUCUUCAGUUGUAGAUGCAAUCAGCUAGUGACCAAGUAGGAUUCUUCUGUCCCAGGUCACUUCUCAUGUGGCUGAGUUUCCUCAUUAGCACAAUGAAAAGAAAAGAGGUGUGUGUGGCAGAACAGCUAGAUUUUUCACCUGGGGUACUGAGCUUCCAAACCAUAAAUAGUUCGUUUAUUUUGCCCCCAUUUCACUACAAAAAAGACACAGAAAGCGUUCUCUGGAUGGAAUACACGAAUAAUAAUAUAAACUCUCAAAGGGCCUUUGGCACAGAUGUACAACCUAACAUUUUUGGGCAAAGGAGAAUGGUUUGGUGGAGACCUGGGUGGUGCAAAUGGUUAAGUAGUUGGCUACUAACUGAAAGGUUGGCUGUUUGAAUCCACUCAGAGGCACCUAAAGAAAAGUCCUGGUGAUCUACUUCUGAAAGAUGACAGCCAUGGGGCAUGGGGAGGAGGAUGUUUUAAUCAGAGGAGAUUAAAGUUUAUUUGGGGUUUCCUGGUGUAUUGUUAAUUUCUCGGAGCCUGAAUCCUCAGUGGGAUUUGUCCUUUUGGUUCGUUCAGGCUUUGGCAAACUACAGCCUGCAGGCUCACAGGCAUCGCUAGCAUUGUGAGCACUCUGCCCCUGUUACCUGCUUCAUGCUCAGCUCCUGCCUCCUGACUACCUGGCCUCCGGGCAAGGUCUGUGCUGGGGACUCUGUUGUUGGCAACUGCUGAGUACUGGGUGGACUAAUCUCAGUUGGGGUCACAUCGCCUCCAGCUCAAGUUGAGCCGGCUCUCACCAGUAGGAAGGAAGGGAAGGGCUGUUUCUAGAGCGCAGAGUAAACCUGAUCACGGCGCCUCCUCCCUCCUCUGCCGUCCCGCCAAGCCUAUGCCCCUCUGGUCCUCCUCUUCAUCUCGAAAAUGUCUCCAGCUGAUCACAACUGGGUGCAAAGUGGCCUCCAUGCCAGAAGACCCACCCCCACCAAAUGAGGUGUGUUGGCCUGGAGUUUUCUCUCUUGCCAUAUGCAUACCUACGUAAUACCCUCUAUUCUGCCACCUGGCCACUGUUUUCUAUCUGGUCCUUUCCAGAAGAUAUUUGCACACCCCUGGGUUGGUUGAGCUCAUCUUCCCAUGAGUACCUGGACUUGCUACAUGCAGGUUUGCUGACUGACAGGCUGGAAACCCUGGUGGUGUAGUGGUUAAGUGUUACUGCCGCUAACCAAAAGGUGUACAGUUUGAAUCCACCAGGUGCUUCUUGGAAACUCUAUUCUACUCUGUCCUGUAGGGUCACUAUGACUUGGAACUGACUCGGCGGCAAUGGGUUCAAUUUUUUUUGGUUUGGGGAGGCACAGGUUCUCACUGCUAUUCCCUCUCUAUAUUUCCAGCAGCAACAGCACUAAACAUUUAAACCCUAACCUAAGAAAUAACAUAAUGUUAGCCUCUCUUACCUGAUAAAGCCCAGAGUACCACCGUUUUCUGUGUCUGGUAUGUCUAAUUACACUUUUAACCUCAAGGGCUCCCCCAAGUGCUUUAUGCAUUUUGAUGUGAAGAACUGGGUUUUUUUUGCAUCUGCCUCUGAAAACAUUCAUUCCUAAAUUGAGAUGGUGGUAGUAGUAAGGGCUGGAAAAUGGGCCCAAAUGGAGCAGCCCCAAGCCCCAGGGGAGGAGUGGUGACUUGGGGAGGCUGCGGGCUCUUUUCCAGAAGAGUCUCCGAACUUAGGGAAGAACUUCUUAUGAGUCCCUGCAACUUGUGUACGACUGAGAGAAGGAGCUAUGAGAAGCAUCAUCUGCUGGUCACGGGAGAGAGAGAGGAAGAUGCGAUGUCCUCAUGAGCCUCAAAGAGGACCUAGCAGUAGAAACAAGACCUACGUUCUUCUGUUUGGUAAUUGAGCAUCAGUAGUCACGUAGGAUGGUCUCACUCCAGUGAUUUCAGGAGAAAGUGGCAGUUCCGUAUCUGGUGGGGCUGAUGUUGGCCAGGGAUUAAAAGAGGAAUUCCAUAGGAGUCCUCUGUGAUCUUAGCACAUGUGCUGGGGGUCACUGCCAACCACUGGCAGAUAAACAGCUGCUUCAUAAGAGUCAAAGACUAUAGAAAACACUCAUGCCCACAGCACAGUCGCCACGACAUCUGCGCCUUCACCACCCAAGAGGAGAGAAGAGAACCUUGGCCAUUGAGAAUUUUCGAGGAUUUCUGGCUCCGGCCUAACUUAUUUCUCAGGGAUCUAACUAACUCCUGUUUUGUUGUAAAGCCUGUGAAGGAAAGUUUACCCAAUCGCUUAAGCAGCUGUCACUUGGCACAAAAUUAUUAGGAGUAUGUAUUUUAAUAAAAACCCCAAGUCAACUAAUUUUUGUGGAGACAUUUCAAAUGUCUUCUAUUGAAGUAGCCUUAAAGACUUUACUUGGAAAACAACCUCAGGCUGCUGAAAUAAACCUUACCAGAAUUAUCUUUCUAUUCUGACUCUGUUUGUCUGAUACUGUAGAAUCAUAGAAUGCUAGCUCUAGAAGGACCUCAGAGAGGUAGGGUGCCCAGUGGUUUUUGGACUAUGAUGUCUCAGGGGAUGCUUUGGUGGGGUAGGCAGCCAGGUGGAUGAGGAGACCCCAUCCCUACUCUAACCAGAGCAGCUGUGAUUUCAUCUUUAUAUGUUGGAGUUUCAUGUAGGAUUUUACUUCACUGAAUAUUUAAACAGCUUUAUUGAAGUAUAAUUGAUAUACAAAUACUGCACAUAUUUGAGGUGUACAAUUUGUUAGAUUUUAACGUAUUUUUACAUCUGUGAAAGCAUCACCAUAAUCAAGCCAAUAGAUACAUCACCCCAAAAGUUUCUUCAUGCCCCUUUGUAAUUCCUUCCUCCUGCUCCUCUUUGCCCCUCCUCCACCCCCAGGCAACUACUGAUCCGAUUUCUCUUGCUAUAGAUUAGUUUCUAGAAUUUCUUUAGUUUCUAGAAUUUCGUAUAAAUGGAAUCAUACUGUAGGGCUCUUUUGGAGGGAGGGGCUGGUGUCUUUCACUUAGUGUAAUUGUUUGGAGAUUUAUCCAUGUCUUGUGUGUCAAUGUGGCACUAGUUUUUUUUUUUUGUGUGUGUGUGUGUGUCAAUAGUUCAUUCCUUUUUAUUGCUGAGUAGUAUUUCACUGUAUGGCUAUACGACGAUGUUUUAAUACAUUCACAAGUUAAUGGACAAUUGUUUGUUUCCCCCAGUUUUUGACUAUUACAAAUAAAACUGUUAUGAACAUUCACGUAAAAGUCUUUGUAUAUAGAUACAUUUUCUUUUCUCUUGGGUAAAUAGCUAGGAUUAGGAUAGCUAGAUCAUAUGUCAGGUGUAAUGUUUAGCUUUUUAGGGAACUGCCAAACUGUUUGCCGAAGUAGUUGUACUACCUUACAUUAACAUUAGCCGUUUAUGAGCAUUCUGGUUGCUCCAAAUCCUCGCCAGCACUUGGUAUGGUCAGCCUUUUUAAUUUUAGACAUUCUAAUAGGUAUAUUAUUCUAUAUUCUAACGGCAGUGGGAAAUGGGUAAUGGGAAAUGGGUUGGGCAAUGGGAAAUGGGAAAUGGAUUGGGUUAAUAGGUAUAUAUCUACUGAGUUUUAAUGAGCAUUUUCCUAAUAACUAACGAUGUUGAGGAACUUCCAUGUGGUAAAGUAUCUCGUCAAAUCUUUUUGCCCAUUUUUAAAAACUGAGUUGUUUAUUUUCUUAUUAUUGAGUCUUGAGUGUUGUUCAUAUGUUCUGGAUACAAAUUUUUUUUUAAUCCAAUAAGUGAUUUGCAAAUAUUUUCUCCCAAUCUGUGGCUUGCCUUUUCAUUCUUUUAACAGUGCCUUUCAAAAAGCUGAAGUUCUUAAUUUUGAUGAAGUACAAUUUAUCAUUAUUUCCUUUCAUGGGCUGUGCUUUUGGUAUUGUAUCUGAGAAAUCUUUGUCUAAUCAAGAUCAGUAAAGUAACCCCUUUCUUGUCUGGUAGGAGCCCCAAAAGUCCAGGGGGUAGUUUCUUCUUCCAACAUAAUGGAAAUAUGACUGCCUCCCCUGGCAGAAGCAUUCUUUCCUUGGGUGCUAGAAUUCCCAUGCCCACCAAGCCUAAGUUAGUGGCGAUUAGAAAAAAAAAAUUCCAAUAAGG